Molecule: messenger RNA, 468 nt
Organism: Lasiosphaeria miniovina
Lineage: Eukaryota; Fungi; Ascomycota; Sordariomycetes; Sordariales; Lasiosphaeriaceae
Product: AP complex, mu/sigma subunit
Exons: 5
Coding region: 1-468 (155 amino acids)
Biological process (GO): protein transport; vesicle-mediated transport
Cellular component (GO): AP-1 adaptor complex; intracellular membrane-bounded organelle
Molecular function (GO): clathrin-cargo adaptor activity
Source: RefSeq, a predicted model, not a curated record
AUGGCCAUCAACUAUCUGAUUCUCCUCUCGCGCCAGGGCAAAGUGCGUUUGGCAAAAUGGUUUACCACCUUGUCCCCAAAGGAUAAGGCGAAGAUCGUCAAGGAUGUUUCACAGUUGGUACUGGCCAGACGAACCCGGAUGUGCAACUUCCUGGAGUAUAAAGAUACAAAGAUUGUGUAUCGCCGAUACGCAUCCUUGUUCUUCAUCGCCGGCUGCUCGUCCGAAGACAACGAACUGAUCACGCUUGAGAUCAUCCACCGAUACGUCGAGCAGAUGGACAAAUACUAUGGCAACGUCUGCGAGCUCGACAUCAUAUUCUCAUUUACCAAGGCAUACUACAUACUCGACGAGCUUCUACUUGCAGGAGAAUUGCAAGAGAGCAGUAAAAAGAACGUGCUGCGAUGUAUAUCCCAACAGGACUCGCUUGAGGAUAUGGAGGUCGAGGAUGAAGUCACGAAGAUCAUGUAG